Anopheles funestus (African malaria mosquito) is the source of this 2919-nucleotide messenger RNA. Its product is annotated as zinc finger protein 28-like. The record is from RefSeq and is a predicted model, not a curated record. The transcript is spliced from 3 exons. Gene Ontology annotation, cellular component: chromosome; nucleus. Gene Ontology annotation, biological process: regulation of transcription by RNA polymerase II. Bases 1007 to 2482 code for a protein of 491 amino acids. Gene Ontology annotation, molecular function: zinc ion binding; chromatin insulator sequence binding. NCBI's taxonomy places the organism in Eukaryota, Metazoa, Arthropoda, Insecta, Diptera, Culicidae.
UGUGUGGAGUACACUGUUCCAUAGAGAGAAGCAACUAAAGAACAACGCAACCAAGGAAGGGUUGUUCUUCCUGUGCUCUAAGGUCCAGACAAUUGUACCUAGCAGAUGUUGUCUGCUGUAGAAGAAUGAAAAAACUGAGGUGGGCAACUGUGUUUUAUUUUUGUUUCCUUUCCCCUCAUGCCGGAAGUGACUUAACCGUUAAAGGUAAAAGGGUGACCAACGGUAUGAUGAAACCUCCUAAAUAACACUGAAAUACCCACCCGACAUUUUAACAGUUAUUCGUCCGUGGAGUAGAGGCUGCCAUGUAUAUGAUGAGACACGUGCAGUAGUUGACUAGGAGCGUAUAUAUGCAAUGUUCGACCAGGCUUCCAAUUCUACUCCGGUGAAAAAGCUAUGAAGGUGGUGGACAUUGAAGAAAGACUAACAAAUGGCGUCAGAAUUGCAGGCGAUUAAGGACCCUGAGGAUCACAAUGUUCUGAACUUCAAAGAAGACCAUUAUGUAAGCAGCGUUGUAAAUUGCCAUUCAAUGUAUAUGAUCUACGAAAUGUACUAUAAAUAACCUAUGCCGUGAAGGAGAGAAAUAGACAUUUUGUUCAAAAUCUUCUUAGUAUGCUGGAGAUCAGGAAGUUGUAGCAUUUUGUGUAUCAAGUAAUUGUUGCACUUUUUGUACAUGGAAUACAGAAUACCAAGAUUCCAUUCCUAUAUUCCAGAUUGGAUAUCCAUUUCCUUAGAAACGGUUCUUCUCGGAGCUGGACACGUCAGCCAUGAUUUCUUCCGCCUGAAAUAUCCUUGUCAUUUGAUUACCUCGUGGCGGGUAAUGGCGAACGGAGUUCUUAACCAACAACCCAACUCCAAGUGAACGGUAGAGUAUAAACGUUGUCCUGUAUUCAAAUGACAGACGUGUUGUUUGGUGUCGUUAAUGUUUUGUUUAUAUUUUGAACUUGUUCCUGUUUUGCAGCGUUUACUGAACGAUUGCGAGGUUUAGAAGCACUUAUAGUAUACCAAUAUGGACGCAGAAGUUUCAGCAAAUGAGCAAGCACCUCACCAACGGCAGACAAACAGCUGGCAGUAUUAUGCGGACAAUUUUAACCGUUUAUGUCGACUCUGUUUGUCGCAAGAUGGGUUGGUAGCCAUCUACUAUAAUGUGCAAGGAAGGAAUGUGUACUUUAUACGAAAUUUUGUGAAACUGGCGCUUGAUUUGUUGCAGAUAAAGAUAAAUAAACACGAUGCGCUGCCAGCCUUUUUGUGCGUAAAGUGUGAGAGAAAUCUUAAAAUUAUUACAAAUUUUAAACGAAAAUGUGACGAAUCAAUGAAGAUGUUGAGCCACAUUCGUGAUACCACAAGUAAACGAGAUCGCUGUGAACCUGUUCAUGAUGCACUUCACAAAAAGAAACGGAGAAGAAAAGAACCUACCAAACGACUCAAACAAAAUUGUGCAGCCAUACUAAAGAAGCUACCACAGGAAAUUCACGUCGAAAAAAAGGCUGUGAUUCCUACUCAAAAACCUGCCAAAGAUAACACGAAAGAUGUUGCAAUUGUUCCAUUGCCGUAUGAGAAGGAGAAUGAAACGAUAGCUGCAAUCAAUGAAGCUAUAGAGCAACGAAAUCGUGUUUGUUUGAAAACAACAUCGCAAGAUCAACUACCAGUUGGAAUAUCAAAUGAAGAUCACGCAGCAGAUCAACUGAGCAACGAUGAGGAAAUAGAAUUCAUUAAUACAGACGACUGUUUCGAUGGACAAGAAGAAAACGAGGGCAUCACAGAGCCCACAAACAAUACACACCAAAAUUAUCCAACCGCCGAGCAUGCUUCCAAUACUCCAAAACCCAAGCAGCAGAAGAAAACACCUCACAAGGAGAAAAUUGUCUGUUCCGUUUGUGGAACAAAGGUGAACAAUAUCAAAUCCCACAUGGUCAUCCAUUCGGUGCGAACGCACAAAUGUGACCAAUGUCCAAAGAGUUUCACCACUCGUAACAAACUGCAGUCGCACGUGAAUGGUGUGCAUCUCCGCAAGCGUGACUUUAAAUGCGACAUCUGCGGCAAAGCUUUCCUGGAGAAAAACAAUUUAAAAGGACACAUGCGCAUACACAAUGGCGACCGGAAGUAUGCAUGCAGCUUAUGUUCGAAGACCUUCUUGUUUGCGGGCACUUUACGCUGCCACGUGCUAACCCACACACAAGAAAAGCAGCACGAAUGUGAGGUCUGUGGAAAGCUGUUCCUGUUGCGUACGACACUUAACAAACAUAUGCGCGUACAUUCUGGCGAAAGGCCACACAGUUGCACCGUGUGUGAUAAACGAUUCCGGACCUCGACACAUAAGGUGGUACAUAUGCGUACGCAUACAGGUGAGAAACCGCUGAGCUGUCGCAUCUGUGGAAUGUGCUUUGCGCAUCAUAAGGGUCGCAGUGUUCACAUGAAAGCAAAACAUCCCCAGGAGCUUGUUGAGUUGGGGUUGAUCGAUGAGAAAGGUCAUUUGAAAUUUUAGGAUACUAGCUGGCAAUAUGGAUUCCACCAAGGGAUGGAUCUUGCUGUUUUGUAGAGCAUUAGCUCGAUUGUAGCUCUGUUCUACUGUAACCUGUCGCCUUUUUUCUCCAUCUUGUUGCAUUCUAAAGCAUCCAAGUACAUAGUGCUCUGAAGCACUGCUGCUUCUAUUGUGGCAUUACAACCUCAAGAGGGCGCCAUUUAAUGCCUGAUUGCCAGCGACGCUCAAGUAGUUCAGUGGCUUAGAACUCUUCUGCUGCUUCGAUUUGUCAUUAUGCCAAUUAUUAUUUCCCCAGAUAGGACUCGGCAGAAUUUAAGCUGAAUAGAAGAAUUACUAUUCGAAGAGAUUUUGAACCCAAACCCAAUCGCAAACCAACAGAAUUUGGUAGGAUAUGAAAUGAAACAGGAAAAUGUACAUAAACGUAAAUGUUAAGGAUAAAC